Molecule: messenger RNA, 1687 nt
Organism: Temnothorax curvispinosus
Lineage: Eukaryota; Metazoa; Arthropoda; Insecta; Hymenoptera; Formicidae
Gene: eIF3g1
Product: eukaryotic translation initiation factor 3 subunit G
Exons: 4
Coding region: 179-1066 (295 amino acids)
Cellular component (GO): eukaryotic translation initiation factor 3 complex; cytoplasm
Molecular function (GO): translation initiation factor activity; RNA binding
Source: RefSeq, a predicted model, not a curated record
UUUUGAUUUUCCACAUGGAUGUGUAGACGUUUCAUCGGCAGUUUGCGCUUUAUUUCGCUGCAUCUUGUUGUGACCUGUUUUACGAUCUGGAUCGUCUGUCUGCCGCAAGCUAUCUAAUUCCUACGCGUUUGUGUACAUUUUCUGGCUCUAAUAGAGUUUCGUUUAUUAUAAAAAUAAGAUGACUGACAAAUCUUUAACGGAGAUGCCAGUUGCGCAAAAUGAAGUCAAGUCCAGCUGGGCUGAUGAAGUUGAAGAGGAGGGAGGAGCGUUGCCCGCGCCGUCGGAAGUCUACGAGAAUGGUUUCAAAAUUCUCACCGAAUACAAGUACAAUCAAGACAACAAGAAGGUCAAGGUUGUACGCUAUUAUAAAAUAGAGCGGCGUAUAGUGUCGAAAACGAUUGCGGCGCGUAAGAAUUGGGCAAAGUUCGGCGAUUCUGUUGACGACAGGCCAGGACCCAAUCCAGCUACCACUGUUAUCGGUGAAGAUGUCUUCAUGCAAUUCAUAUCCAGCAAAGAGGAAGAGAACAAGGUCGAGGAGGACUCCCUGGAUAAAUUGAAAAGCAUGGGCGACAAGGGAGUGGUCAAGUGCCGUAACUGCAACGGCGAUCACUGGACGUCCAAGUGUCCGUACAAAGAUACUGUUCUCGCUGGUGGAAAAGUACCAGACGACAAGAAGCCUCUCGUUAAUGCGGGAGUACCCGGUGCAAUAGCUGAACUUAAACCACAGGGCGGCAAGUACGUGCCGCCUGGUAUGCGCGACGGUGGCAACAAACGCGGCGACUCGAUGCAGAUGCAGAGACGCGACGACACGACCGCCAUACGUAUUUCCAAUCUUUCGCAGAGCACCACGGAUGCGGAUCUGGACGAGCUUGUGAAGCCGUUCGGUUCCGUAGUGAAGCAGUUCCUCGCCAAAGAGAAGCUCUCCAAUCUCUGCAAGGGUUUCGCAUAUGUACACUUCAAGCACAGGGCCGAUGCCGCGAGAGCGAUCGCCACUCUGGAUGGUUACGGUUACGAUCAUCUCAUCCUGAGCGUCGAGUGGUCGAAACCACAAGUUCAAAAUAAUUGAAGCGAUUCGAAGCAUACAACAGGUGCGGAUAGAAAUGUGAAAUUAGUUUGAUUACAACUGAAGAGAAUCCCUAUGACAAACAAACUAUUUGUACGUAAAUCUAUGUACAUUCUUACGAUAUCAAAAGUAGAAAGACAAUUAGUGGUCUGUAUUCGUCUCAUUUAAUUCUAAAUGUGAAAGUCGGAUUUUCAUUUAGAUAUACACUUAUUUAAUAUAAUAAUAUCGUGUUUAGAAUCGUGUAAUCGUGACAUGAAAAUUUCUGUUUAUUACAUUUAGGGUUAAAUGUGUGGCGCGAAUACAGACCACGAAUCCUAUCUUUAUUUUAUAUUUUAUGCACUUAAUUAUGUAAGUAUAUAAAUAUGUAAAUGUAUAAUGUACACAUAUAUUUACUAAAUAAAUUCAUAGUAAAUAUAUAGCAAAAAAAUAUAGACAUAGUAAACAGGGAAGCUUAUUCUUUGUUAUAAUUUUAUUAUCUUUGUUUCUGAUAUUGCAAUGCACUUCUAAAUCUAUUAAUUUAAAGCUACUCUGUUUACUCGCGUGAAAAAUGAUUACAUCAAUAGUAUCAUACUUUGUAUCCUGAAAAUCUUAAUCUCGAUUGAAAAAAUAUAUUGUAAAUUCUUA